Molecule: messenger RNA, 876 nt
Organism: Rosa chinensis
Lineage: Eukaryota; Viridiplantae; Streptophyta; Magnoliopsida; Rosales; Rosaceae
Product: 3-hydroxyacyl-[acyl-carrier-protein] dehydratase FabZ
Exons: 4
Coding region: 25-696 (223 amino acids)
Biological process (GO): fatty acid biosynthetic process
Molecular function (GO): hydro-lyase activity
Source: RefSeq, a predicted model, not a curated record
ACUUGGUAAGCACCUGUUUCCACAAUGGCCAUGUCUUUCGCCAACCCUUAUUCACUUGUAGUUCAUAAUAGUACAACUACUUCUCAUCUAUCUAGAAUCUCUUUACCGAAAUCUCUGCCGAUUCAUUUGACAGCUAAAAGGAAAUCAGGUGCUUUCACUGCUUAUUGCUCCGCCGCCGACGCAGCAAAAGAUCCCAUCAAGGAUAAGGAUACCCCUAUUGAAUUGAGAUAUGAAGCAUUUCCUACUGUGAUGGAUAUCCAUGAAAUUCGUGAAAGUUUGCCUCACCGGUUUCCAUUUCUGUUGGUGGAUAGAGUGGUUGAAUAUACUCGUGGAGGAUUUUCAGCUGUAGGAAUCAAGAACAUUACGAUUAAUGAGAAUUUCUUUAAUGGGCAUUUCCCUGGCAAGCCAAUUGUUCCUGGUGUUCUAGUGAUUGAGGCGAUGGCACAGCUCGGUGGCUUGAUUCUGCUGCAACCAGAACUGGCAGGUCCUUGUGAGAGAUUCUUUUUGGUUGGAACUGACAAGGUGCGGUUCAGGAAACCAGUUGUUGCUGGUGACACAUUGGUGAUGAGAAUGACUAUUGUCAAGAUGCAGAAACGCUUAGGAAUAGCAAAAUGUGAAGGCAGGGCAUACGUUGGAGGUGAACUUGUAUGCGAGGCUGACUAUUUGUUAUAUGCUGAUAAGGCUGCAGGUUAUUAAUAUCAAAAUUGUUGAUGAUUUAUUGCUGAACUAACUAAUGUCCCUGGACCUAUAAUUUCUCGUUAUUUUUCUCUCUUCAGUGUAUGCCGUGUGGCAGUCAGUUGAUUUGGCUUUAGUACUCUUAUCUAUAUCUGAAGUGAAUGAAACCAUAAUAUAAGCUUCCUGCUUCUUUUUUUGCUA